Molecule: messenger RNA, 425 nt
Organism: Pneumocystis murina B123
Lineage: Eukaryota; Fungi; Ascomycota; Pneumocystomycetes; Pneumocystales; Pneumocystaceae
Exons: 3
Coding region: 1-303 (100 amino acids)
Biological process (GO): protein insertion into mitochondrial inner membrane
Cellular component (GO): mitochondrial inner membrane
Source: RefSeq, a predicted model, not a curated record
AUGCCGUUUUUUGGUUUUGGCCAAAAUUCGAGCACUACAAAACAAACUGUCGAUCAUCAGAAAGUUUCUGCUGCUGAGAAUGAGUUGGAUAUGGUAACUGAUUUAUUUACAAGAUUGGUUGAUGUAUGUCAUCAAAAAUGUAUCCCUUCUAUUUAUACAGACGGCGAAUUAAAUAAAGGAGAAUCUGUUUGUAUUGAUCGAUGUGUUUAUAAGUUUUUUGAAGUUAAUACAAAGAUUGGUGAACAUAUGCAAACUUUAAGUCAACAUGCAAAACCUUCUAUGAGACAAGCUUUUACUAGAUAAAUUGGAUAAUAUAACUUAAAAACUAAUGACGUAUCUAAAAGUGCAUUAAAUAUAUAUUGAAAAAUGGAACGCAUAUGGUUCACAUAUAAUACUAUAAAACAGACAGAAUAUUCAUAAUCUCA